AUGGGCUUCACCAGCGGUUUUACUGGCGGAGUAGCCCUCACGCUGUCGGUCACGUACCUGUCCGUUCUGGCGCACCAGCGCAACCGCGAACGUCAGGGCGCCCUCCUCCGCGCACAGGCCCUGCAGCUGCAGAGCAUCAUCGACCCCCUCCCCGCGGCGCUCCCGCCGACGCGAUCCGAGUUUGCCGCAGCGCAGCGCGCGACGACGAUCGAGGUGGCCAAGGACCGGUGGAAUCACGAGGUGGAGAGGGCGGUGCGGUGGGCGCAGACGACGGACUGGGACGACGUCCGGUCCGGCAUCGAGUCCACGAUCGAGACGCUCUGGUCCAGGGCCUCCGGCCAGGCCCCCGCCCAGCCCGCGGGUAUCCCGGAGCUGGAGCGGGCCGGCAAGGCCGCCAGGAGACUGGGCAGGGACGCCGAAGAGACGGCCCGGUCCGCCUACGUCGAGGCCAAGAGGCAGGCCCGCAGCGUCGAGCAGGCUGCCGAGAACAAGCUCCUCGAGGCCAGGCUGCGGGCCAACAGGGCCGAGACCGCCGUCGUCGAGGCCGGAAAGGACCUGAUCGGCAGGGCCAAGGCUGCCGUUGUCGGCGACGGCGACGGCGACAAUGCCACGCCCGAGGGCCCCACGCCCGUCCAGAUCGCUCUCCGUCAGCGAUUCGAGAAGCCGGCCGAUGCUGCGAAGCCCAAGACGGUGGCCGAGGCCCUCAGGGAGAGGUACAUACCCCUCGAUCAGUGGGAGGGUAAUGUUCUGAGGGGGCUGUAA
Molecule: messenger RNA, 762 nt
Organism: Geosmithia morbida
Lineage: Eukaryota; Fungi; Ascomycota; Sordariomycetes; Hypocreales; Bionectriaceae
Product: altered inheritance of mitochondria protein 5
Exons: 2
Coding region: 1-762 (253 amino acids)
Biological process (GO): cristae formation
Cellular component (GO): MICOS complex; mitochondrial crista junction
Source: RefSeq, a predicted model, not a curated record